CUUACUAUUCCUCUGUUCAGGGUUUUGAUGUUUGAACAAUGGUGGUACUAAAAGGAAUACCUGCUAUUAUUUCGGCCGAUUUAUUAUAUGCGUUGGGUAAAAUGGGACAUGGCGAUGAAUUGGUUCUUGCUGACGCAAACUUUCCAGUUUCAUCAACUUGCAGAUCCGGGCCCACCGAAAUACGUGCUGACGGUGUGGGCAUUCCUCAACUCUUGGAAGCCAUAUUAAAGCUGUUCCCUCUUGACACCUAUGUCGACAGCCCGGCAGCUGUAAUGGGCCUGGAGCCGCGUGACCUGGAGAGGGGACUGGCCGUGCCGGUUUGGGAUGUGUACAGCGGGCUCCUGAUGGUGGCCGGAUGUGACAAACCUUUGGAAGAGGUGCAGAGAUUUGCGUUUUAUGAACGCGCAAAGCUCUCCUUUGCUGUUGUGGCCACUGGGGAAACCUCACUGUAUGGAAACCUGAUCAUAAAGAAAGGGGUGCUUCCACCUGGGGAACAGUGCUAAGACCUUUCACUACACCAGGGUUCCAGAACCUUCUCAGCCCCAGGUGCCCGUUCCCAUUCGGCCAGCAGUCAGGACGGGCUACGCGCAGUGCACGCCAGGAAACAUGCAGCGGAUCUGUGUCGCUCCUGUAUUCAGUGCAACGUGAACAAACACUAAAGCAGAAUGAUCUGAUUACCAUGGUUGCGUAAGCCAUUUUUUAUCCACUCUGCCAUUUGUAAUCUGUAAAGUAAUAAAGUGGGUGGAUUUACAUUCACUGGAAUUCUCCGAUCUUA
This is a messenger RNA of Conger conger (European conger), 775 nucleotides long. It is a transcript of the gene fuom, whose product is annotated as fucose mutarotase. The transcript is spliced from 7 exons. The coding region runs from base 39 to 503 and encodes 154 amino acids. Gene Ontology annotation, molecular function: fucose binding; racemase and epimerase activity, acting on carbohydrates and derivatives. The record is from RefSeq and is a predicted model, not a curated record. NCBI's taxonomy places the organism in Eukaryota, Metazoa, Chordata, Actinopteri, Anguilliformes, Congridae. Gene Ontology annotation, biological process: fucose metabolic process.